AUGGCGAACGCGACAGUCGUGGUGAACACGACCGUAUGGACUACUCGGCAGGCGUCCGUGUUCUCUGCGCUACCCAAGCCUUACCCUGAAGCGGUGUCUGUCACCGUGGCGGGUAUUAUCGCCAUGGUUGGCAUCAUCGCCGGGAACUGCCUGGUCUGCGCCGCGGUGGCGAAGGACCGCUCGCUAAAGGCUGUCCAGAACUGGUACCUGGUGUCGCUGGCGGUGUGCGAUCUGAUGGUGGGCGCGCUCAUCAUGCCCUUUUCACUGGCCAAUGAGAUCAUGGGAUACUGGUACUUUGGGCGAGUGUGGUGCGAGGUUUACCUGAUGAUGGACGUGUUGGCCUGCACGGCGUCCAUCUGGAACCUGUGCCUCAUCAGCCUGGACCGGCUCUGGUCCGUCACCAACCCCAUCAAACACGCCAACAAGAGGAAACCCAAGUGGGUGUGCGGCAUGAUCACCGUGGCCUGGCUGCUGUCCUUGGCGGUGUGCGUGCCUCCACUGUUCGGCUGGAAGGACGACCAACAUCUGGACGGGAUCUGCGACAUCAACGCCUCCUUCGAGUACUCCAUCUACUCAUCCGUGGGAUCGUUCUUCAUCCCCCUGGUCCUGAUGACAGCCAUGUACACUAAGAUCUUCAUGACCGUACGGAAGCGGGGCCGCGGCACGGUCCGGCUGCACUACAAGCGCGGAAUGCGUCCCACGACCUCUGGGAACGAGAGGUCGUCCGGCAUCUCUUCCCAGAAGGACCACGUCCGGCUGACAGUGGACGGAGAGUUGGGACAGAUGAUACAGCAACAUUAA
Branchiostoma belcheri (Belcher's lancelet) is the source of this 801-nucleotide messenger RNA. Its product is annotated as alpha-2A adrenergic receptor-like. Gene Ontology annotation, molecular function: G protein-coupled receptor activity. NCBI's taxonomy places the organism in Eukaryota, Metazoa, Chordata, Leptocardii, Amphioxiformes, Branchiostomatidae. The record is from RefSeq and is a predicted model, not a curated record. Gene Ontology annotation, biological process: adenylate cyclase-activating adrenergic receptor signaling pathway. The transcript has 6 exons. The coding region runs from base 1 to 801 and encodes 266 amino acids. Gene Ontology annotation, cellular component: membrane.